Messenger RNA from Rhopilema esculentum, 5174 nucleotides. RefSeq names its product galactosylgalactosylxylosylprotein 3-beta-glucuronosyltransferase 3. Lineage: Eukaryota; Metazoa; Cnidaria; Scyphozoa; Rhizostomeae; Rhizostomatidae. Gene Ontology annotation, biological process: chondroitin sulfate proteoglycan biosynthetic process; carbohydrate metabolic process. Gene Ontology annotation, molecular function: galactosylgalactosylxylosylprotein 3-beta-glucuronosyltransferase activity. Gene Ontology annotation, cellular component: Golgi membrane. The record is from RefSeq and is a predicted model, not a curated record.
AUUUAAUACAUUUGACACCCAUAUUGCACGAAAGGAGGCACGGGCCGUGAAAGUUUCACAACGAUAUUGUCUUGCAUUUUAUUGUGGAAUCCGCCUAAUGCUUUUGCGACUGACAAUUUUGAAAGAAAUUCAACUAGCAGUUUCAGAGAGGUUGACUGCAUUUCUUUAACAUAAAGAAGUUGGUAAUGUGGCCUAAGUAACCCGUUAUGAAAGCUGGUGGCAGACGAACUUGGUCAAGCGAAUGCCCUUCACUGAGGUUAUUAGAUGAGACGCAACCUGUUAACCAGCAUACUAUGGUUCUCUGCAAUUGUGUUGUUUCUUCUGCACGUAUUAUUAAUGCGUAAACAAGAUGACAAGCAGUUCUCGGGGCUGGUUAGCAAACAUGAAAGAGAGGUCGUCUACUCCACAGUGACAGCGCAUCAAAUGCCAACAGUCACUGCCGAUAAGCAAGAUGCAACUACAAGAACGCUGCCGAAACCAGCAGUGAUGCCAAUAACAGCUUCAUUAGAAAAUCAAUACAAACGUAAAAUUGAGAAACUCAAAAAAGAGGUCGAUAUGUUGAAAAGAAAAGAGAAGCAGUUAAAAAGCCUUGCAAGGAGACUUGCAUCUAAAAUAAAAGGGAAAGAAAGUGGUACAUUGCCAAAAUUGGACCCUAACAUACCAUGGGUAUUUGCUAUUACACCAACAUACGCGAGAUUCACGCAAAAGGCUGAUCUGGUUCGUUUAUCGAGCACGUUACUUCAUGUUACUAAUCUCCAUUGGAUACUGGUAGAGGAUCAUACAUUUAGGACAGACUUAGUAAGCAGAUUGUUGCAUGAGACAGGACUUAGUUUUACUCACUUGAAUUAUCGCACGCCUAUGGAUAUGCAACGGAAAAAGGGAGAGCCAAGAAGAAAGCAUCAUCGAGGUGUCGGCCAAAGGAAUAUUGCGUUGCAGUGGUUAAGAGACAACAUUGAUGCAGAUAAAACACCAGGUGCCGUUUACUUCAUGGAUGACGACAACACGUAUCACACAAGAAUCUUUGAAGAGAUGCGAUGGACAAAAAGGGUAUCGGUGUGGCCAGUUGGUUUAUCCGGCGCCGCAAGAUUUGCUGGACCAGUCGUAAAGAAUGGGAAAGUGGUUGAUUUUCAUACGAACUGGGCCCCAAACCGCACAUUUCCUAUUGAUAUGGCUGGAUUUUCUGUCAAUUUGAAGGUGCUAAUCAAAGACAAGCCAUGGGUUAACUUCAAUGCAACUGCAAGGCGUGGGUAUUUGGAACCAUCGUUCUUGGAGCAGCUAACAACCAAGGAUGAACUCGAGCCAUUAGCCGACAAUUGUACCAAGGUACUUGUUUGGCACACCAGGACAGAAGUUGCUAAGGAGAGUAUACGAGGAGAGCGGCAGUUAAUAAAAUUGGGAAAGCCUUCUGAUUUGACAAUAGAAACUUGAAUAGUUGUUGUAAUUUCAGUUUGUUUUUGUCAAAGGAAAUAUUGUCAAAUAUUGCCCUGUAAGUGGCAUGCACGAAAUUAAGAUUCUUUGAAACCAGUACGCUGAUUUGAUCUUGAACACAAUUGCUUUUAUAUUACAAUUUCGAUCAAAUUAUUGGGCCAUCGAGGGUCUUUAUUCUGUUCCCGAAUGCUAUCACUGACACUCCUUUCUCAAUUAACAAUUUGAUUGUUUAGGUAACAAUCAUUCAAGUCACGCUAAAAUACUCUGCCACAACCUCAUUUAAGGAAAAGAGAGAGGAAAAUAACGAGGAAAUACGAGAGUGGAAAAUUGUAUGUGUUGGUAUUCUUAAACCUUUGACAAAAAUUUUGCGAGAUAUUUAUCUAGCUCUAUGCCAAACUUGAGGGCUACUUUGUAUCAAUUUCGACAGGAACAGGGUAGUUUUGACAGGAGCAGGGGUGUCUUCCAGGGUAUGCAUUUUUUACAAAGUAAAGUAAUCAUCUGGAACUAUAUUUUCAUUUAGAGCAACAUUUUUCUUCAAACUUUUAAUUUUUAGCCUUAGAUAAAUUAUCUUGAAAUUUUAAUUAGCCAAAAGUAGUUACAAGUUAGAAAAAACUAGAUUUUUGCAGAAAAACUAGAUUUUUGCAGAAAAACUAGAUUUUUGCAGAAAAACUAGACUUUUGCAGAAAAGUUUUGGUUCCCUGAUUGACAGUUGAAAGAAAUGUUGUAAUUUUGUUGUAAGUACUAUUCGGCUUUAGUUCUCCGCUCUGCAAUUGAAUUGAGUCGUGUAUUGAAUUGAACCAUAUCGUGUGUCCAACAUACAAUAUUCAGUUAAGAUGUUCUGUUAGUCGCCCGUCCUUUUGGCAGUUAUUAGGAAUAUUAAUCGGCAGUUAUAAACAAUAGUGAUAUAGUUGAUGGAAACUUCCUUGCUGUAACGUAGAACAUUGUAAUUCAAUUUAAUUUUUUGACAUCUUUUUAUCUGUGUCUUAAAAGUAUAGUACAUAUGCUUUCUGUAAGCAUUUUUGAUAUCGACAUUAUGAAAUUCACAUUUGUUUAUUGUUCUUGUAAUCUUAAGCAAUGAAAGGGCCUCUCUUUUGACCCAGCAUUUCUUCAUUAGAAUCCCCUUACUCAAACUGACGCAUUCAUUUUCAUAGCAAAUCCCACUCUAGGGCUGCCAUCUUGAAUACGUCCUCUUUCAUGGAUCAACAUGACAAUCGUGUUCUAAUAAACCAAUGUUGAAUCAUCAUCGUGAUUAAUCAACAAUGAUUAAUCAUUCUGAUCACACCCAGUUAAUCCUGCUAGCAAUGCUCAUUUUUUGUCAAGAUGGUGCACAGAAAUCUAGGAUUUAAAAUGUUUGCAACCCGAGAUUCUAACAUUACAAGGCAAGAAAAAGUAUUUGGUGAGCGGGACAACCCUCAGUCCUGUCGUCAACGAGCAGGCCCCUGUAACAAAACGGUUAUUGCGCAUGCACAUUGACGACUGGAAGAAAGGCUGCUUCACGAAUCUGGCGAUUUUCACCCGUUUGUCUCCCUAAUAAAUCUCUUCUGUCGCUUCAAAUAGUAGCAAAGCACGCUUCACUCUAGAAUUACCAAUUUACCUUUAAUAUGAGGGUACCUCUUACAAAAUGUUUUCGACAAAUAAGAAAUUAUUCAAAAUCCUAUGAUAAUCUACCUUGUGCACUCUACCUGAUAAUACGCUGUUUGAUCGAUAAAUUUGUUAUAAAAUGAUACAUGUAGCGGUAGUAGCUCUACCAGAAGAUUAUCCACGCUUUCUUCUCUCUCGUAUAAGGAACCUGUUCUUUCAAACUUUACAAUAUUCACGCUACCAUUGUGUACAGUUCUGACAGCAUCAGAAAAAGACUUGACGGAGUCUUUAAGAAAAUCUUUGCCAGAUAUCAAGCGUAACUUAUUUGGUCGACGAAAUACAGAGCAAUCUGUUGCACCUAUUGUUGGUAGACUUAAAGUUUGUUCUGAAUUAUUUUCUUCAUUUAACUUGAUACCUCUGAUUGAAUUGGAAUCAUUCACUGAGGCUUCUUCAUUUGCUGCUCUAGCUGUUAUGCCAUUUGUCUUUUCGAAGGAAUACCGUUCACUUUGAGGAACACAAUAAAUCUGUUCACUGUGAACACCUUGACAACGUUUAGUUGAAUUUGACAGCUGUUCUCCUCUUUCGCAUAUCGCGAGGCUGUCUCCUUCGUAGCGCGUAUUGUUAUAUACACCAGGCCAGUCUGGAUUCAAGAAUUCGUCUGGACAGGGUGGCUGGUUUAUUGUAAGGCCUGGCUGCUGUAUUCGCUCUAUAACCUGCACCACAUUUAUACCCAUAAUGUCAACAAACGUUUCGAGUCGCAUAGAUGAAGAUUUUUCUGAUUCUAAGCAUUUCAACCUUCCUUGGAUAAAAUUCUUUUGACGUCUUCCUGCUAACUGGAAAUGCUCUCCCUUUGUUUAAUCACAUUGUGCGUUGAAAAGGAAUCUAUUCGAACAAUAACUAGAACACCUACUUCGAAAUCGUACGUCAACACGGGUACCUCAAUUAUCAAAUCGAGGGAUUUCGUAUUCUGUUGUGUUGCAUUAUAUUGUAUUGCACGAUUUAAUUGAUGUUAGUUGUUACAAAAGUGCAUAAAAAAUAAUUCAAACAUGAAUGGGGCAAUUCGUUUAUUCCAAAAAGAAAGUUAUUCCGAGUCAAAUACAAAAAUAAUCCGCAUCUAGAAAAACCACAUUUUUAGGAACUUCAUUCCUUUUUAAAUCAAUCCUUUUUAAUCAAUAAAAUGAUUUUUAUUAAAAUUCAACCUACCAUUGUCACAAUUUUGAUAUUCAUUAUAGUCAUUUUCAAAAAUGUUAAAAAUGUAAUUUCGAAAUUUUGCUAGAUGUUGCAGAAAUCUCCCAAUACUGACACGAGAAUGACUGACCUUCUUAUUGUGUAUGUGACUCAAACGUCGAGCUAGCAAGCUAUUGCACAAAGCGUUUCUUAAUUUUUCCAACAAAUUUGUUUCACGACUCUGUAGCUUACCAACACCUAUUUAAGUGAAAUUUUUAAUAGAUAGUAUGCUGAAGAUGAUCACUAUCGUAGCAUGAUGUUUAAAAUACUAGUUGGAUCUCCGUUUUCUUUUACUUAGAUCGAUUUUAUUUGUCCUAUCAGAGAGGUUGAUGAAAAAUUUUCUUGCUUACUAAUUCCCAAAAAACGUUGCACAAUCUAGAAAUCAUUAAGACAAAUGAGAAAUUUAUCGAACCAACAAAACAAUAAAUUGAUACCUCAAGGAUUGAAUGGUAUUAAGCAAGAAAGAUAAGAAGUAAAAAAUGGGAAAGAAAAAGGGGGAAGAAAAGAAGCUGGAAGAAUAUUGAAAAAUGAUAAUUAGAAAAAAGAACAAAAGAAGCAAGGAAGGUAGAAAGGGCACAAAGAGAGUGGAGGGGUAGGGAAAUGUUAAAAUCGGGCAAAUGUCUUUCUCGUGAAAACUUGAUUUUUGACACCCUGCUUCAAAGUUUGCCAUAAAGGGAAAAAAGAUCUUUGCUUGUUUGCUUGUUUUCUGUGUGUAAAGCGAUAGGUACGCAAGUACUCCGUUGAAUGUUUCUGUGUUUUCAUGCCAUCGCAAAAAGGUUUGUAGUACGAAUGGCUUAGGCAAAGCACGAAGACCAGGUCUAAUGUAAGCACAUAAACAGACUGUAUCACAGGGAAUUAGAGAAAUGAAAAUCAAUUAAGAAGAAACGGAGGAACGUGAAUUGAAACGGAUUGAAGAAACGAAAAGUAGAGAGGGAAAA